Messenger RNA from Tupaia belangeri chinensis (Chinese tree shrew), 2476 nucleotides. RefSeq names its product jumonji domain containing 4 (gene JMJD4). Gene Ontology annotation, biological process: protein hydroxylation; synaptonemal complex assembly; positive regulation of translational termination. The transcript is spliced from 19 exons. Bases 113 to 2344 code for a protein of 743 amino acids. Gene Ontology annotation, molecular function: 2-oxoglutarate-dependent dioxygenase activity; sequence-specific DNA binding. Lineage: Eukaryota; Metazoa; Chordata; Mammalia; Scandentia; Tupaiidae. The record is from RefSeq and is a predicted model, not a curated record. Gene Ontology annotation, cellular component: cytoplasm; nucleus; synaptonemal complex.
UUCCGCUCUGGCCGGAAGUUAGGAGCCGGGCCCGGGCGUCUUGGGGAUAGAUCUUGAGCCGCUCCUCCGAGGUGCUGUGUAGAUUUGGUGCGUUCACCCCGGCCCGGGCCUGAUGGACCGAGAGACGCGCGCCUUUGCUGAGCGCUACAUCCAGGGCCGUAAGGGUCAGGUCUUGAGCGGCGGCAGCUGGGCCCACGACCGCGUGGCAUACAUUGAGAAACCCGACGCCUUCUCCUACGCUGAUUUCUUCAAGGGCUACCUGCUGCCCAACCUGCCCUGCGUGUUCUCUAGCGCCUUCACCGAGAGCUGGGGCAGCCGGCGGCACUGGGUGACACCUGCGGGAAAGCCCGACUUCGACUAUCUGCUCCAGAAAUACGGAGAUGUAGUUGUUCCAGUUGCAAACUGUGGGGUCCAGGAAUACAACUCGAACCCCAAAGAACACAUGCCCUUUAGAGACUACAUCAGUUACUGGAAAGAGUACAUCCAGGGGAACUACUCCUCUCCCCGGGGCUGUCUCUAUCUCAAAGACUGGCACCUGUGCAGGGACUCCUCAGCAGAGGAUGUGUUCACCCUUCCCAUAUACUUCUCAUCUGACUGGCUGAAUGAGUUCUGGGAUGCUCUAGACUUGGACGACUAUCGCUUUGUCUACGCCGGACCCAAGGGCACCUGGUCCCCAUUCCAUGCUGACAUCUUUCGCUCCUUCAGCUGGUCAGUCAACAUCUGCGGGAGGAAGAAGUGGUUAUUCUUUCCCCCAGGCCAAGAGGAAGCACUGCGAGAUUGUCAUGGUGGCCUGCCCUACGACGUGACCUCUCCCACGCUUCUCGACUCCCGCCUGCAUCCCAUGCGACAGCAUGGUAGCCUACCCCUGGAGGUCAUGCAGGAGGCGGGCGAGAUGGUGUUUGUGCCUAGUGGGUGGCACCACCAGGUCCACAACCUGGAUGACACCAUCUCCAUCAACCAUAACUGGGUCAAUGGUUGUAACCUGGCCAACAUGUGGCACUUUCUGCAGCAGGAGCUCCAUGCUGUACAGGAGGAGGUCAGCCAGUGGAGGGAUUCCAUGCCUGAAUGGCACCACCACUGCCAGGUCAUCAUGAGGUCCUGCUCAGGGAUAAAUUUUGAAGAAUUUUACCACUUCCUCAAGGUCAUUGCUGAAAAGAGGCUCUUCAUCUUGGGGUGUGGGGAGACCAGGGGUGAUAUGGAUGCUGGUCUGGGCCCCGAACAGGCUGCUUUUGAUGUUGGCCGCAUUGCAGAGGUGCUGGCAUCUGUGAUUGAGCACCCUGACUUUCAGAGAGUGGACACCAGUGCCUUUUCACCUCAGCCGGAAGAGCUGCUGCGACAGUUGGAAGAGUCUGAAUUGAUCAAGUUGGGGCAAGGAGCAGAGCCAUGGAUGGUAGAAGAACCCUCAAACCAGAGCCACCCAGGACAGGACACAUCCUCACAGAAAAUUGAAGAUUUGAUGGAAAUGGUGAAAAAGCUUCAGAAAGUGGGAAGCCUAGAGCCUCGGGUUGAAGUCCUGAUUAACCGGAUUAAUGAGGUUCAGCAAGCAAAAAAGAAAGCCAGUGAGGAGCUGGGAGAAUCCCGGACUGUCUGGGAGGCCCUGCAGAAGGAACUGGACUCAUUGCAUGGUGAAAAAGUACGCCUGAAGGAGAUCUUGAACAAAAAACAAGAGACCCUGAGGAUCCUCCGUCUGCACUGCCAGGAGAAAGAAAGUGAGGCACAGAGGAAGCACAACAUGUUACAGGAGUACAAGGACAGAAUUUCUGCAUUGAACUCACAAAUCGAGGAAGAGAAGAACAAACAGAGGCAGCUGAGAUUGGAAUUUGAAGAACAGCUGGAGGAUCUGAUGAGCCAGCACAAGGACCUCUGGGAAUUCCAUAGACCGGAGCGGCUGGCAAGGGAGAUUUGCACCCUAGACAGCAACAAGGAGCAACUGCUCAAAGAAGAGAAACUGGUUGAGGCAAAGUUGGAGGAUGUGAAGCAUCGGCUCUGCUCUCUGUUUGGGGCUGAGGGCCCCUCCACUGUCACUGAGGGACUUUUCCUUCGCAGCCAAGAGGCUGCAGCUGCAGUGCAAUUGUUUGAGGAGGAGAACAGGAAGGCUGAGGAGCUUCUGGCUACAGCUGCCCAACACCACAGGCAGCUGCAGCAGAAGUGCCAGCAGCUGCAGCAGAAGCGGCAGAGGCUGAAGGAGGAGUUGGAAAACUAUGGUGUGCAGGUCCCUGCUCAAGUCCAUAGCAUGCAGGAGGAAGGAAUUGGCCUAGGAGAGGUGGCUAGUCCUAAACCUCUAGGAGUCCAUGAGGAAAAAGACCAGGAGCCAUCUACGGUACAGGGCCUCAUGCCUGCCUAAGCCAGGAGGAUACAUACUGCCUGAAACUUACCCAAGGGGUUAUGGAAAAUAAAGUUGACUAUUUUGGUAUAAUCUUCCUCAGCUGACUCUGUACUGGGGGAGGGGUGAGAGUUGGGCCUAGACUGAAUGAAA